AUGGGCCGGGAGGGGGCGGGCGGGGGCCGGAGGGGUAGGGAGGGGGGGGGGGCAGCCGGGAAGGGGGAGAAGGGGGCUCCCCGCGGGCUGAGGAGGGGCCGCCGCGGGGCCGGCGUGAGGCGAGGCGGUGAGGGAAAGGGGAAGCGGGGCCCGGCGGGGCGGGGUGAGCGGGGCGGGCGGUUCAACAGGUACAAAUGGUUCCUCCCCGCAGCACGGACGUGCAGAAGCGAACGCGCCGCGCCCGCCGCUGUCACCGCCGAGAGGGGGGUGGCGGGGGGGGGACAGCACCGGGAGGCGGGGCCUGGCUCGCCAUUGGGCGGCGCGGGGCGGGGGCGUGGCCGACGGGCGGGCGGGCGGAGCGGCGAUUGGCGGGCGCCGAGAGGGGCGGGGCGAGGGGCCGCGGCGCGCGGCGUGGGCCGGGCCGGGGCAGAAGGAGAAGUUGGCGGCGGCGACGGCGGCCGGGGGGAGCGCGGAGCUGCGCGGCCGCGGGGCGCAGGUGAGCGACGGGACGGGACGGGACGGGACGGGACGAGGCCGGGCCGGCGGGGAGGGCGCAGGGAGAGCCGCACCCCGCGAGAGCGGGCCGACCCCGGGAGGUGA
Molecule: messenger RNA, 600 nt
Organism: Phasianus colchicus (ring-necked pheasant)
Lineage: Eukaryota; Metazoa; Chordata; Aves; Galliformes; Phasianidae
Source: RefSeq, a predicted model, not a curated record